Molecule: messenger RNA, 147 nt
Organism: Funneliformis geosporum
Lineage: Eukaryota; Fungi; Glomeromycota; Glomeromycetes; Glomerales; Glomeraceae
Source: the annotation of a GenBank genome assembly
AUGUUCCUUAAGGCAACUCCUCAAAGCAUUGCUGUAAAUAUUUCUUGGCCAAGACAAGAAGGUGAAGGUAGAUUUAAAACACCUACGGCAUUGCAAUUUGAUGAAGAUUAUAGUAAUAAUACAAGUUGGGAUAUUCGGCAUUGGUAG